CCGAGUAUUAGCUGGCCGCUGAUGUGGAGGAAGUAACGGUGUGUGGCUGUUAGCUGUGGCCGGGAAGUGGAGAGAGGAUUCUGCAUCCUCCGGAGGAGCUCAUCGUUUUAUCUGCGAGCAUCGCUGCGUGAAAACGCGUUUGUUUGUUUUUUUUCCUUAAUUCCAGCUUUUGUUUAAACAACGCAGGGAAGCUAGCGCCAGGCUAACCAGGCUAGCUUUAGCUUUAGCUAGCAGUGGACGCUCAGCUGCAGACACUCGGCAGGUUUGUGGGAAGAGAAGAAGAAGAAGACGCAGGUUUCUGGGGUUCGAACAACGAUGUGUCGAUCAGAUAAGUGCCUGGAUGUCGUCUGAAGUUUAACACUCGACCAUAUUGACUUAGUUGAGCUGCUCCAAAGGUUUUUACAGUCGACUUGAGAUGAUGAUGAGCUAAAUUGAUGCUUGGACUGAAACAGAUCUAACAACUGCAGAGAUGAGUCAACUCUGGCAGCGAGACAUACCCCUGUCAGAGAGGUUGGGGAAUGAGUCUCCAGUUGGCCUCGCCCCUGGGUUGCCCGCCACUGUGGCCCCACAAGGAUCCAACUCCUCUUUGGUACCAGAGGCCCCAGUCGCCACACCAGAUCAGCCAUUUUUCCUCAUGACCUCCACUGCCCAGACUAUAUCAGGCUUUUUUGUUUGGACGGCUCUUCUAAUCACAUGUCACCAGAUCUACAUGCAUCUUCGUUACUACAGCUCUCCUAAUGAACAGAGGCACAUCGUUAGGAUCCUCUUCAUAGUCCCCAUCUAUGCCUUCGACUCCUGGCUCAGCCUUCUUUUCUUCACCAACGAGGAGUAUUACGUUUACUUUGACACAGUCCGAGACUGCUACGAAGCCUUUGUCAUCUACAACUUCCUGAGUCUGUGUUAUGAGUAUCUGGGAGGAGAGAGUGCCAUCAUGGCAGAGAUCAGAGGGAAACCUAUUGAGUCGAGUUGUAUGUAUGGGACCUGUUGCCUGUGGGGAAAGACCUACUCCAUCGGUUUCCUCAGGUUUUGCAAACAGGCAACUCUCCAGUUCUGUGUGGUGAAACCCCUGAUGGCAGUGAUCACUGUGAUUCUUCAAGCCUUUGACAAAUACAAAGAUGGAGACUUCAAUGUGGCUAGCGGCUACCUGUAUGUGACCAUCAUCUACAACAUCUCUGUCAGUCUGUCGCUCUACGCCCUCUUUCUCUUCUACUUUGCAACACGUGAACUUCUUGUCCCGUACAGCCCCGUACUCAAGUUCUUCAUGGUCAAGUCAGUCAUCUUUCUUUCCUUUUGGCAAGGCAUGCUGCUGGCCAUCCUGGAGAAGUGCGGAGCCAUCCCUCAGAUCAGCUCUGCGGACUUCUCAGUGGGCGAGGGAACAGUUGCUGCAGGUUACCAAAACUUCAUCAUCUGUAUCGAGAUGUUCUUUGCUGCUGUUGCUCUGCGCCAUGCCUUCACUUACAAAGUCUACAUGGAUAAAAGACUGGACUCAUAUGGCUCAUUUCCUAUCUAUGGACAGUACGGUCGCUGUGCCCCAAUGAAGAGCAUCUCCAGCAGCCUGAAAGAGACCAUGAAUCCAGGCGACAUGGUCCAGGAUGCCAUCCAUAACUUCUCUCCAGCUUAUCAGCAGUACACCCAGCAGUCCACGUUGGAGCGAAGUGGGGGGCCACCCCUCUCCCGCAGCCACAGUAACCUCAGCACCCGCGGGGAUAAUGAAAAGACUCUGCUGCUCAGCUCAGAUGACGAGUUCUAAGACUCAAACACACACACACACACACUCAGAAAUUCACUAUACUCAAAUCAGAUCUUUUGUUUCAACCAGAAUGUGGAAGAUUUGAUUCGGGUCUUUGUCUUUUCUUUAACACGUGUGGAGAGCAACAAAAGAUCCGAUUCAUGAUACACUUGUGAUUAGCAGACCGCAGGAGGGGAACGGGUGUUUUACAAGGAAUAAGAGGAAACAAGGGUAGAAAGAGAGUGUGAAGAGAGACGAGUGUGUCGUUAUAAAGUUAAGGAGGAGAGAGACGGGGAAUAUAUGUUAAUUUAUAAAGGCCUUCGCUGAUAGACAUACAAUAUCUCCAUUAAUCUGCUGACUAUGAAUUAGUACAAUUAACCAUGCCUGCUUAUGCUACACUUUAGACUCCACAACACGUCAAUAUAAGGUGUAUGCAAGGGAAAGUGCCAUCCUCAUCUGAAACACACAGCCUCCUCCUUUCUUUCGUUUUUAUACUGUUUCUUAAUGCAUACUCCUCCUCACACCUCUGCCAACUCUGCCUCUUACCGAAACAUUGCCAAAUGGGGGGAGCAGCCCCCUGCACUUUAGUCAAUGAGACACACUGUCUUAAGAUCUAGAAUUGAUUUAUAGUCCAGAAAACAAAGGAGCCUUUGAAUUGCUGUGCUUCGUUUUAAUAUAUAUAGCAAUUGAAACGCAAAUAUUUUUUUAUUUAAAUGCUGUAUGACCUUGAUGGUAAAACUCAUUUAAAGACGAAAACUGUUGUGUGUGUGUGUGUAUGUGUAUAUACACAUAAAUACAUACAUGUAUAUACAUACACAUUAUGUGUAUAUCUUGAUUUCUUGUGGGCUCAUGUGCACAAGUGAAUCCAAAUGGUAUUAUUAGUAUGACUGUGGCUGUUGGCCCAAUUUGGGCUCCACGCACAAUGUUAUUGUUUGUGGAGCACAGAGAGAACAGCUGUAGGAGAGAUUUGAGCGUGGGCAUAGGGACUGACGGAAGGACAACACCCACACAGAUUACUGAAGAAGCAACACUACAGAGCCCGCCCAGCUGUGAUGUGCUGGGGAUUAUAUUCCCUAAUUAAUGGCAUUAGAGGCCGCACAGAUCAGGCCUGCCACUGCUGGUGCUGCUUAUAAUGGCAUCCCUGAUAUAGCAGCAGGAAGUGAGUCAGGACAUUGGUCACUCCAGACAGACAAGGACAUGUAAAGGCAUUAAAUCUGAUUGAAGUCACAUUUUCAAUAAGAAUAUAUGGGCAUUAAAAGUUAGAAAAUGUAAAAUGACAGUUAGAAAAUAUAUGUUAAAGGGACACACGCUACAGAAGAAAACAUUAAUGCAUGGUGGAGUGAGUCAAACCUUUGGGCCUGUCUGACAUGCUCUUGUUUAUUUUUAUUUUGGGAAACAGAAUUGGAACAGUUAUUUCUGUUCCUAUCUUUUACUUAAAAGACGAUAGUAACUCUAUUUGAAUUGAUGGUUCGUGCUGUUAUCAACUGACGUUUAAUGUGUUUUAUCCGUGGCUGGUGUGGAAGAUGUUUGUGAGUGAGACUCCUUCAUGGCAGGACACAGUGGUGUAAAAGCUGACUAGAUUAUUUGGACAGGGGACAUAAGGCGUAAUGGUGACAUAAUGUACGUUGACGUUUUUUGUUUAUGUUGAAAGCAGAAUCCAAACAGAUUGACUCAGUAUUGACUGCAGGUAAACAUACAGUACAAUACAGUCCUCAUGAGUAAUGAAUGUAGUCAGAAAAUAAAACUAACAGCCAUGCUCAUCCUCAACAGUGCACAAUCAUUUACUUUUGAGAAAAUUGUAUUCAAUUCAAAUGUAAUUGUUUAAAUUGUGGAACCCAACACUAGUGGAAACAACAGUGAGUCUCUGGCUGUGACUGCUGAGCCAUAAUCUUCCAAAAACCUCCUAUACUCAAUAAUAAAUGCGUUCACUUUUUGCUGAGCCUGCAGUUAAAGACAAUGUCAGUUUAUUCUGUUUACUUAACAUUAACUUAAUGGUAUUGAAAAAGUGAAAUUCACUGCCUCAUGCUGUUACCUAGGGGCAAAGUAUGUCCAAUUUAAGCAUCUUUAUUCAAAACACUAUCAGAUGAUAGUUUUGUUACUAUGUGAUUUUAAAGCUGAAUAUAUUAAACCAGGAGUUUUAUUCCAGAAAGGAAAGAAUGUUGUAAAUAGAGUUUAAACUAGGCACUGGAAACAUUCAUGAUGACCGAGAUGACAUUGCCUGGUAAUGUGCUUUGUUUUCAUAUUUUAAAAUUUCAUAUAUUCUCUUUUAUUUCUCUUGUGUACUUUUUCAUUUGUAUAUUGGUAAAGUUUUCUUGUGUUUUGAUGCUAUAUCGCUUUCUGUUGGUGUUGACAAGGAAAUAAAAGACAAAUGGAA
This is a messenger RNA of Paralichthys olivaceus (Japanese flounder), 4103 nucleotides long. Its product is annotated as transmembrane protein 184B. The record is from RefSeq and is a predicted model, not a curated record. Gene Ontology annotation, cellular component: membrane. Gene Ontology annotation, biological process: transport. NCBI's taxonomy places the organism in Eukaryota, Metazoa, Chordata, Actinopteri, Pleuronectiformes, Paralichthyidae. Gene Ontology annotation, molecular function: transporter activity.